UGAGAGGCAGACUGGCGCGCUUGUCCGGAUGCUGCAGGGGCAGGAUCGACUGUUCUCCCGGUACAGGAGUGGACUAUCGAUGGAUUGCUAUCGGGUUUCCGUCUUGUUUCGGUCGUGAGAAGCGCCGGGGAUCGUUGGGGCUUUACUACGCUGAUAUUUUCCGGUGUUUUCAUCUUUUGGGAGAAGUUACGAGCAGCAUGCUGCUCUCGAAGCUGAGCUCCUUCUCUCACAUCUCGUCCAGCAUGGAUCUGCCGGCGAAGCUCCAGCAAGCCAAGGCGGAGAAGCAGCCGUUUGAGAAGCUGUACCGGCUGGGUUCGGUGCUCGGCAGCGGAGGGUUCGGCACCGUCUACUCUGCGGUGCGCCUCGCGGACGGGCUGCCGGUGGCGGUGAAGCACGUGUGCAGGGACAGAGUGAACGAGUGGGGCUCUCUGUGUGGCGUGGUGGUUCCUCUGGAGAUCGUGCUGUUGAAGAAGGUGGACGGGGCCUUUGGCGGUGUGGUGCAGCUGUUGGACUGGUGCGAGCGGGCGGACGGCUGGCUGAUGGUGAUGGAGCGUCCCGAGCUGGGACAGGACUUGUUUGAUUACAUCACGGAGCGCGGCGCACUGGACGAGGCGGCGGCGCGCAGCUUCUUCCUGCAGGUGCUUGAAGCCGUGCGUCACUGCUACACCUGCGGCGUCGUCCACCGAGACAUCAAGGACGAGAACCUGCUGGUGGACCUGAGGACCGGACAGAUAAAACUCAUUGACUUCGGCUCGGGGGCCUUCCUCAAGGACGCCGCCUACACCGAGUUCGAUGGAACUCGGGUGUAUAGUCCUCCAGAGUGGAUCCGGUUUCGCAGGUACCACGGUCACUCUGCCACGGUCUGGUCGCUCGGUGUGCUGCUGUACGACAUGGUGUGUGGGGACAUUCCCUUUGAACAGGACGAGGAGAUCCUGAGAGGACACGUCUACUUCAGACGAAAAGUGUCCUCAGAGUGCGAGCAGUUGAUUGGCUGGUGUCUGAGCCAGCAGCCCUCUGACCGGCCAACCCUGGAGCAGAUCCUCCUCCACCCCUGGCUGACCAGCAGUGAUGGCCAGCAGACAGAUGAAGGAGGCGUCACGCUUCACCCCAUCACAGCCGACUCCUCCUCGUCUUCUACCUCCAGCCAGCAGAGCCUCUGAUUGGUCAAAAAGAAGCUGCCAGGGGAUGUGCUUUGGACUUGGUUGGACAGCUGUCCCCUGGUGGUGUGUUUGACAUGAGUCACCUUGUGAUUGCAGUGCGGUCACUCAGAGGUGUGGGCGCGAGUGGCGGUCGCGUUCAGGAUGAGGUUGACGCUGUGCGGCUCCACGGUGCCCCCUCCUGUUCAGCGGCGAAGCUGCUCUCGGAGAGCCUCAGUACCUGGUGUUCCUGUUUCAGUGCCUUGAGUCCGAAAGCAGUGGGCGGAGCUGCAGAUGGGGAGUCGGUGUGGACUGUUCUUCAGAGGUUGUUUUAGUCUACGUAAUAAAGUUCUGACCCAAAGAGUUCUUGUGGUUUAAAAUAAAAAUGUGGUAAAAUCACAGAAGAAAUCUGCCAGGUUGUUUUUCAGCGUGUCGGAUUAACUCUCAGUUAAACCUGAGUGUGAAGACGUCCAUGUUUUCUGGUUCCACAGUCCGUCCUCGCUGUCAGUGUAAAAUGCACAGUCAAUGCAAAUGUCAGUUUUGAAAUGUUUUGUUUUUUUGUACAUUUUUCUUGUAUUUAUUUAGUAAAGAGACAUUCCUCGUAAUGUGGUUAUUUAUUUAAGCUGUUUCCUUUUUUUUUUCUUUUAAAUUUUUCUCAUGUUCAGUUUAACAGUUUAAAAUUUAUUAUGAUGUUUGCAGUUUUUGCUGGUUUCAAAAUCUACAAUUCUUAAGGGGAGUAAAGUAUUUUUUCAAUUUGUUUUCCAAAUUAAAGCUUUUGUAGGUAAACUGAUUCUUUGUGUUAUGUUUUUCAAGCUUGUCACUUCACUCUGUACCAACAUGUUGCCUUAAAAAUACCCACAGAUUCACAUCACUGA
Molecule: messenger RNA, 2011 nt
Organism: Scatophagus argus
Lineage: Eukaryota; Metazoa; Chordata; Actinopteri; Scatophagidae
Product: serine/threonine-protein kinase pim-3-like
Exons: 6
Coding region: 198-1160 (320 amino acids)
Biological process (GO): regulation of mitotic cell cycle; negative regulation of apoptotic process; protein autophosphorylation
Cellular component (GO): cytoplasm
Molecular function (GO): ATP binding; protein serine/threonine kinase activity
Source: RefSeq, a predicted model, not a curated record